AUGCCUACACUGUCGCCAGCCUACAUGUCGCCACCGACACCCUGCCUUCAGAACUGCACCUUCAUUACCGUGCAGGACGAGGAUUGGUCGCCGUCCUGUGCUGGUGUGGAGUUUCUCGUGUCAGGACUGGCUGGGGUACUGGCUGCGUUCGCCUCCAACUUCUAUCUGAUGCUUUUCUGUCGAUUCAUUCAGGGAUCAUUCUUCAAUGUCAGCUAUUGUUUGAUCACUCCUAUAGCGAUACAAUUCGAAUCAUGGCGUGCAGUUCAAUUCACCACCUCAUUUCCAACUCUACUCUUCGGUGUUGUUAUGCUAUUGAGUUCUUCAUGGAUAGAGGUGGCAGCACUCCUUCCUGAGAGCUUCGGAUUUCUGAUUACGAAAAGGAGAGCGACAGAGGCAAAGAAAUGGAUCCAGCGGGCGAACCGAUGGGGUGGAAGCAAUUUUGAUUGCGAUGUACUGAAAACUAUUGAGAACGAGACCGCUCGAGUACCGGAAGAGAAGAAUCUCACGGAAAGCCUC
This is a messenger RNA of Ostertagia ostertagi, 516 nucleotides long. The record is from the annotation of a GenBank genome assembly. Lineage: Eukaryota; Metazoa; Nematoda; Chromadorea; Rhabditida; Trichostrongylidae.